AUGCCGAAACCCCGCCGCACCAUACUUCAAAAGCCUGAUCUUUCCGACGAAGAACUCAGCAUCUAUGACUUCCCAGGAAACGCCGACGAUGGAGCCGCCAAAGCCAACCACUGCGCCGUUGAAGUCCCCGCUCAAGAGUCCUACUCCAAACGUUCUCAAAAGCCCCAAAGUCGCCAACAGCGGGUGUACGGCCGAAAGCCCUUGAAACGUACCCGUCAGACUUCCGGGUCGCCGGCUCGCAUCCGAAAGCCUCGCAAACUGCUCUCCGAGAAGAAACGUCUCGACAACGACCGGGGCAGGGUCACUGAUGAAGACAUCGCGGCAGCGGUGAAGUUCGACAGCAUGAUCUCUAGGGUGACGAAAGUCGACAAAGCUGAGGUCGCUGAGAGGGAGAAUGUCGCCAGCAACUCCGCAAAGCUACAGAAUGGUGACAACGUCUCGGAAGCGACGUCUCAAAUCCCCGACCCGAUCCCUUGCCCCUUCUGCUGGGCUAAGUUUCUGCCUCGCGGAAAGUUUUGGGAUGUGGACAAGUUUACCGAGCAUGUAAAAUAUGAUCACGGCAAGAUCGAGAUUAGCAACAACCAGCAGUACAUCGAGUGCUGGGAGAAGAUUGCGGAGCUGAACUAUGAUAAGGAGUUCCACCAACAGUUCAUUCAAAUCCAGAUACUGGAACAGAGACAGAAAAUGGUGCGGGAAUGGUAUCGUCGAAGUGACGAGAUGAGGGAGAGGGAUAGGUUGGAGCUGGAGGAGAAGAGGAAGGCUCUUUGUGCUGAAUCUGACUCUGAUACGGCUGUCGAAGAUGAUGCUAUGAGGGUUAUUAAUGCUGGAAAGUACCAUUGGCCGCCGCUUUCCAGGAAGACCCUACUUGCGAUGCAAGAGAAGCGUUGUAUGGUCAAAUCCCGAUUCACCACUGCCAAUGUCAACAAUGCGAAUCGGACCGGGGAGCUUUCGAGCAUCGGCAAUGACAAAAAAAGCGUGGAUAUUUCGAACAGCAGCGGCCCGGGCCAACCGAACCGGAAACCCGCAAGGUUAUUACUUCACGCAGUCGAACUUGUCACAAAGAAGGCGGUUACGUCCAGCGGUGAUUAUGAACUCCACGAUCCCAGGCCGUCAACAAACUCGACUCUGGAGAGGAGGGCUAGCCGUGAGGAUGAACUCCACAACCCCAGGCCGUCGACGAACUCGACUCUGAAGAGGAGGGCUAGCGGAGACGAUGAACUCCACGAUCCCGGGCCAUCGACGAACUCUACCCUGAAGAGGAGGGCUAGCGAUGACGAUGAGCUACACAAUCCCAGGCCGUCGACGAACUCGCCUCGGAAGAGGAGGGCUAGCGGUGAACUCAAGAUUCAAGGUGGCAGCGACACUGACGGGUACGAUACGGACGGAGAUGGGGACGAGGAGGGUGAGGAAGCCGUGAGGUCGCACCGGCGAAGGUUGAAUAAUGGAAAAAACGGCGGAAUGGUGGCGGAAAGGUGGCUGUCUGCAGUAGAGGGGAUGGUGGAGACGGCCAAUCUCUCGCUUAACGGCUUGAAGGCUUGA
Molecule: messenger RNA, 1539 nt
Organism: Tricharina praecox
Lineage: Eukaryota; Fungi; Ascomycota; Pezizomycetes; Pezizales; Pyronemataceae
Exons: 2
Coding region: 1-1539 (512 amino acids)
Source: RefSeq, a predicted model, not a curated record